AUGAUCUCAAAAGAACCCUUUGUCGAGCAAGCGACGAACGGGCAGCAGGGCCCAGAAAGCGACUCAACCAGGGACCUCUUUUCGCUCGACCACAGAACAAUUAUCGUAACCGGCGCCAUGGGCGGGAUGGGCGUCGUGGUGGCCAAGGCGAUUUUGCAGUCUGGCGCUGACGUGAUUGCUAUCGAUCGCGACGCGGAGCCCAAGGCUUCUCACACAGAAGACCUAUACAGAGCCGCGGAGAAGAGCGGGACCGUCGUCGCCUACUGCCAAUGCGACAUCUCCAACCUCGAGUCGACCUACGCUAUGUUCGAAGACGCCGUCGCCGCCGCCCGAUACCCCCUGCGCGGACUGGUCAACCGCGCCGCGAUCGGCUGGGCAGCGGCGCAGCUGGUCAAGAAGCACAAUUUCUCCGCCAGUUUUGUCUUCAUCGCGAGCAUAAGCGGAUACAUGGUCAACAAAGGCACACCCAACGCGGCGUACGCGGCCUCCAAGGCCGGAGUGCACCAGCUCACGCGCAACCUGGCGUCCGAAUGGGGCUCCUCGACCGACGACGCGGGGCCCUCGAUCCGAGUCAACUCGGUCAGCCCCGGCGUCAUCCGCACCCCGAUGACCGCGGGCGUGCUCUUAGACAGCAACUUUGAGCACUUGUGGACCGAGGAGACGAUGCUGAAGCGGCUGUCCGCGCCGGAGAAUUACAGAGGGCCCAUUAUCUUUCUCCUGUCGGAUGCAAGCUCGUACGUCACGGGGGCGGAUCUGUUAGUCGACGGAGGGUACACGGGCUGGUGA
Molecule: messenger RNA, 786 nt
Organism: Fonsecaea erecta
Lineage: Eukaryota; Fungi; Ascomycota; Eurotiomycetes; Chaetothyriales; Herpotrichiellaceae
Exons: 5
Coding region: 1-786 (261 amino acids)
Cellular component (GO): intracellular anatomical structure
Molecular function (GO): oxidoreductase activity, acting on NAD(P)H, oxygen as acceptor
Source: RefSeq, a predicted model, not a curated record